Pleurotus ostreatus (oyster mushroom) is the source of this 1887-nucleotide messenger RNA. RefSeq lists its product as uncharacterized. The record is from RefSeq and is a predicted model, not a curated record. The transcript has 5 exons. The coding region runs from base 1 to 1887 and encodes 628 amino acids. Gene Ontology annotation, molecular function: protein binding; metal ion binding. Lineage: Eukaryota; Fungi; Basidiomycota; Agaricomycetes; Agaricales; Pleurotaceae.
AUGGUCUCGACGCUCUGGAAGGCCUGCUCUGAAGGAAACCUCCCCGAAGUAAAAUCCCUUCUGCUCGAGGCAAACGAAAUCGAUAUUGAGAUCAAAGACCAUACCGGGUCCACGCCCUUGAUCGAAGCAGUGAAAAAUGGCCAUGUCGAAAUCGUGAAGCUACUGUUGGACAAGGGCGCCGAUCCAAGAAAUAGAUCCAGUCAAGGCCCCCCAGAGCACUAUACAACCGACGAAGCUAUACUCGACCUACUCCGCAGUGCUGCCGAAGCGAGAGACAUGGCCGCUGCUAAUUACCCUCAACAAAACGGACAGACGCUCCCCAACGGUACGGACUCCCAAAAUUACUACCCGCCGACGGAAGUGUACACGUAUUUCCCGACCCUCAACUCAGUGCCCCCUCCUCUUCCCGAGGGUGCGGUAUAUUAUCAACCUCCAGCGCCAGGGCAUGAGGGCGCAAACGGGGAUGUGCGCAACUUGCCCCCUGCCGACAUUGCACGAUUUAUCCCUUGUAGAUACUUCCCCGCUUGCCGCUAUGGUGCCUCCUGCAUGUUUUUGCAUCCACAAGGACAGUACUUUCAAGGACCAAUGCCGCCUCCAGCACAAUAUCCUGCACCAUACGAUCCGAUGGCCCCGGCUCCCUACCCACUUAAUUAUUACGGACCUCAGUCUCCCAAUGGUGUACCCCAGAUGGCACCCAUGUCGCCUUCCGCUGCGCCCAUGCACCCAAUGAUGCAUGCAAGAUCAGGCUCCGAAGUCCUCUCCCCCGCGCAAACGCACUUUAGCCCGCAAGGAGCACCUCCACCUCUUCCCUAUGGACCUAUGCCUCCUGCCGCAUACCACACGAACACAGCACCGGUUCCCAUGGCCAUUCCUCCACCUCCCGUUCAUGCUCCUCAGGGCCUUCAAUCCCCUCCAGUGAUAUACAAUGGACCACCGUCCGCUCAGCCAUUCCCCGUACACCCAGAAGGCGCGAGUCAGUAUCCUCCUCUCCCAAGCAUUGUGCCAGUACCGGGACCGGACGUUAAUGGAGCCGCCAAGCCUGCUGCACCCGAACCUUACAUGCAACCGUACCGCGACGGUUCAGGAAAUCCAAGGAGAGGGAAUGGCAGACGCAGUUCCUUCGCCAGCCGCAAGCCGCCUUGUUUCUUCUUCCCGGCUGGUCGGUGCAAGAAUGGGGACGACUGUCGCUUCCCACACAUUCUUGAGCCUCAAAACCAACAUUUACCAGCACAAAACGCUGGACGCGGUGGUCACCGUGGUCCAAGAGGUCAUAUCAGUGGGCCCAGCUUGGAACAAAAGUUCGGAGCAAUGUCCGUUCGUGAUGUAAGCGUCUGCUUCCUUACGCCUGAUAAAAAAUCUUACGACUUGAUUCAGGAUGGUGCACAACCCCGCGGUCCCAAUGGAAUCGAACGAUCUAUCUCUGCCGAUAGUGGUCGACCACGUUUUCAAGGUCUGAAGACCAAUCAAUCCAUUGCUAACACAAAAAAGGGACCGAGGCAGCUACAGCGUGUCCCAAACGCCGAUGAAUUUCCCGUCCUUGCUGGCUCAGUAACGCCGCCGUCUCGUAGUCCUGGCGCGAACGGCACAUUACACAUCAAUGGCUUCAAUGGGCCGACCGCCGCGCAAGUACUUCAGGCACCAGCGCCUGUACGUCAGAACAGCACAAGGGAAUCAAGUACUCGCGGCACGUCCCCGGACUCGGCCAAGGCUGCCAAGAUCCAGGAGUCCACCGAAAUCCACAUCAAUGGGACGAACGGCGUUAAUGGCGUAAACGGCGCAGCUAAUCAUGAUCCCUCUCCUGUGUCCACCAAGCUACCUAUCUCCUUCGCUGCAGUCGCCAACGCUGCUAGCGACGUCUCUUCAAAAGAGAUCUCCGUCUCGGCUUAA